Molecule: messenger RNA, 2930 nt
Organism: Centropristis striata (black sea bass)
Lineage: Eukaryota; Metazoa; Chordata; Actinopteri; Perciformes; Serranidae
Gene: lmf2a
Product: lipase maturation factor 2a
Exons: 14
Coding region: 90-2273 (727 amino acids)
Biological process (GO): protein maturation
Cellular component (GO): endoplasmic reticulum membrane
Source: RefSeq, a predicted model, not a curated record
CCCGCUUCCCGUCCUGAUACAGGAGCAGACCACGGCGGCAACUCGUCAGUGAAAGCAGCGGCUGUCCCGUCCAGCAGCUCGACCCAGACAUGGGGGAAAUCACCGUGACUCGGCGCAUGUUCCUCUGGAGCAUGGCGGUCAUCUAUCUGGCUGCUUUUGUGUCACUCUACGUGCAGAUACCAGGACUCUACGGUAAUGACGGGCUGCUGCCUGCUCGUUGGCAGCUGCGAUACAGCGGUAAGUCUCUGUGGGAUCAGCUGCUGUCCUCUCCCACCCUGCUGUGGCUUGGACCUCAGCUUGGCAUUGACACGCACACCGCUAUGGAGCUUCUGUGUCUUAUCGGUGCUGCACUGAGCCUGGCCGCCACACUGGUGGAGGCUCUGCGGGACAGUGUGGUGUUUUUCUGCCUUUGGGCCUUGUACCUGUCCAUGUACCAGGUGGGCCAGGUUUUCCUCUACUUCCAAUGGGACAACUUGCUUCUGGAGACAGGUUUCCUCUGUAUCCUUGUUGCUCCCCUGACAUUAAUCAGAGGGUCCCGAGGGGUCAGAGAGCAUGAUCGCGUGACCUUCUGGCUCAUCCGCUGGCUGCUCUUCAGACUCAUGUUUGCCUCUGGUGUGGUGAAACUGACGUCUCGUUGUCCUACAUGGUGGGGCCUCACAGCUCUGACGUAUCAUUAUGAGACUCAGUGUAUCCCCACCCCGCUGGCCUGGUAUGCCCACCAGUUGCCCGUGUGGUGGCAGAAGCUGAGUGUGGUGGGGACCUUCGUUAUAGAGAUUGCUGCGCCCCUGCUUUUCUUCAGCCCACUGCGCAGACUCAGGCUCGGGGCUUUUUACCUGCAGGUGUUGCUUCAAGUGCUCAUCGUUUUGACUGGCAACUACAAUUUCUUCAACCUGCUGACUUUGGCCCUCUGUCUGUCACUUCUGGACGACCAGCAUGUGCACUUCUGGCUACGGAAAGCUGACAAGAUCAGCAACAAUGACUCCAAGCUGUGCUCGUGGCUGUGUUACCUGCUGGAGCUGGCAGUCUGGUCUCUCGUGAUCUUUGGAUCAGUUGUAUGUUUUGACCUGCAGCUGGAUACAAAGAAGAAUGGCAUACUCUCCAGGACAGCCUUCACAUAUCACCAGUUUAACCAGUUUCUGAAGACCGUCACUAUCCCCUGUAUCUGGAUUGGUGUCCUCUCUCUCACCUGGGAGAUGGUCACAUCCAUGUUCAGGUGUGCGUGUGUCUCUGGUUUCCUGAAGAGGUUUUGUGGAACUCUCCAGUGGACUGUGCUGGCUGCCGCCACCGCUGCUAUGUUCACUGUUAGUCUGGUGCCUUACACCUAUGUGGAGUAUGACUCUAAUGCCAGGUUGUGGCCGGGAGUGCGUCGGGCCUACGAGCUGGUGGAUCGAUACCAGCUGGUCAACUCAUACGGCUUGUUUAGAAGAAUGACUGGGGUUGGUGGGCGGCCAGAGGUCGUCAUAGAGGGAAGCAUGGAUGGAAUCUCUUGGACGGAGAUUGAGUUUAUGUAUAAGCCAGGCAACAUGAGUGCAUCCCCUGCUGUGAUAACACCUCACCAGCCCAGGCUGGACUGGCAAAUGUGGUUUGCUGCACUCGGGACUCAUACACAGGCUCCAUGGUUCACCAGCCUCGUCUACAGGCUGCUGCAGGGCAAAAGAGACGUGAUAGAGUUGAUCCAGACAGAUGUAUCACAAUAUCCAUUCCACCAGGAGCCUCCCGCCUACAUUCGAGCCCACCGCUACAAAUACUGGUUUACUAAACCAAAGGCUGACGGUUCCUACCCACAGCGUUGGUGGGGGCGGGUCUAUGAUGAGGAAUUCUAUCCCACAGUGAGCCUGGGCAACGCCUUCCUGGAGAGCAUGCUCAAUCAGUAUGGACUCAAGGAUAAAUCGCCUAGUCGUCGGACGCCCAACGGCACUGUUGCUCAGGUGGUGAGAUGGGUGCGAUCUCAGGUGAGAGGUGUUCCCGCACAUAUACUUAUCUGGACCCUCAUCACCUGUAGCACCAUCCUCUGUCUGCUCAGAGGAGUGCAAAACAGGAACAAACGCACCGAAAGGACCCCACUGACUCAUGAGGCUGCUGUGAACGAUCACACAGAAAAUGUACCCGACAGCUCUUCAGACCAUUGUGGGAAGUCGGUUGAAAAGCAGGGAGCAGAGGACAAGGAGGUGGAGGAGGAGGAGGAUGGAGAGGAUGGUGAAGAUGGUGAAGAAGAGUUGGAUGAGGGGGAAGAAGAGGCGGAAGAAACUCUUGAUGAGACCAAAGAUGACUAGGCACAUGAGGACGAGGAUGGGGAGGAAGACAGGAAAGAAAGUUUGGAAAAAGAUGCAGGUUAUCCCAUUAUAGAUUGUUAUCGCCACCUGCCUUUAUGAAAUGUUUCCAAAAUGACCAAAGAAGUUCUCCUGUGCAUAUUUGUAAUUCCUGACCAGCCAAUUAUGGAAAAACAAAGUUUAUUUUUGCCUUCUUUCACCUCCACCUUACUGCAGUACAUUUUCAAAUAUCAUUGUUUUAUUAGACACAAAUCACUUAAUUCAGCAGAUCUUGCCAGAUAUUUACUAUUUAAAAGGCUGGUUGUGAUUUAUGUUGAACAUUCAGUCUAGUCAGCAGAUCAAAACUAGUGCAAGAAGAGAGAAAUAUAGAAUUUAACUUAUAAUGCGGCAUCUGUUUUGCCCAUUAGGAGAAAUGUGUGUUGCUCAUGUUACUCUUUGUCUCCUGUUUAAUUUGUGCCUUAUCACAAUGUGUGUGUGUUUGUUGUGGUGUUUUAUUUCUGUUACUGUGGUCUCUUCCUGUAUAUACUGAACAAAAAAACCUCUGCACUUUUUUUCCCCACAAAUGUGUCUUCUGUAAAUGUUAGAAAUGAAACAAAACAUAAAAUGGUUUAGUAUUUUUAAAGUGUUUUUAUAUCACAUUAAAGCACAAUAAAAUAAGAA